Messenger RNA from Cryphonectria parasitica EP155, 1011 nucleotides. RefSeq lists its product as uncharacterized. The annotation marks the transcript as partial. The transcript is spliced from 5 exons. The record is from RefSeq and is a predicted model, not a curated record. Lineage: Eukaryota; Fungi; Ascomycota; Sordariomycetes; Diaporthales; Cryphonectriaceae.
AUGCCUGGCAUCAACCAGCUACCUGCUGGCGCCGAAUUUGCAGCGGCGAUUUCACUGAUCUGGGCGUCGUCAAGCUGGAUAUGUAGCAUCCUAUUGCUGUGGUUGACAUGGUCUCACCACGAAGGAUGGUCAUACCUUGCCCUCCUUGCCAUAUCAUCACUCUUCAGCAAUACCUUUUCCAUUAUUCAACAAAGUCGAGAUAUAACUUGGUACAUCGACACCGUAACCGAGCAAUUCCAUAUCAAACAAAGACUGCCCGGAGACGACCCAGAACUGGCCAUAGCUGGCGGGUCUUAUGGUGUUGAUCUGGUCCUGUACUACUUACGUACGUCCUGUAUACUAUCACCUCUUUGUCAAUUGACGUAUCAGGUCAGCGAGAACCGCAAGUUUCGGCGUAUUUUCCGAAAGAUUCACGUUGCAGGGAAAUACGUGUCGUUUUUGCUGCCCUUGGUCACGAUCCUCUGCCUACGUAUUCCUUCUCUGAAACAGAACUUCGUGGUAUUCAUUCUCAUAGCUGAUCUACCCUUAAUGCUCAGCCUGGCCAUCUCGAGCUGUCUUAUGAUAGCGGUUACCUUGCGAUAUGUCCGCUCCAGACAAAAGUUCACACAAUGGAGCCCUCAAAGGUUCAACUCCGGCGGCAGUUCACAAGCAGGACACAGUUCGCAGGCAAGCUCCAAAGUCGCCAGCUCUGGGGGAAAUAAGGGGCUCUACGACCGCUGGCUCCUGGUCCGAUUCACGAUUGCUUUCGUGCUCCUUGCCGUCUUCGAAGUCACGAAUGCCCUGUUUCAAAUCACGACACUGAAGAGCAACAUCGAGGACUCAAAGGCUACGACCCCAAAUUUGAGCACAGGGCGGGCGAACCAGACUUUGUUCUUAUUUAUGCCAGGGACCACACCUGGGAUCUUUCUGUACAUUGUUUUCGGCACCACAGCGGUCUCGCGACGGAAGGUGGUGGACUUGAUACUGCCAAGACGGUGGCGUGAAUCACGGUCCCAAGGCUCGACGAGGGGG